Rotaria sp. Silwood2 is the source of this 738-nucleotide messenger RNA. The record is from the annotation of a GenBank genome assembly. Lineage: Eukaryota; Metazoa; Rotifera; Eurotatoria; Philodinida; Philodinidae.
AUGACAUGUCCAUGUGGUCAAUAUGAAUUUAUUGAUUCAACAUCGGCUUCAUUGACUGAUGCUUUAACUUAUCAUCGAUUGGCAUGUAAUCAAAUGAUGCAUAGUUUCUUAACUGGUACGCCAGUUUAUGAAGAAAUAAUGACACCAAUGGAACGUUGUCGACCAAGAAAAGAAGUUGAACAAGAAAAUGAUUUCUAUGCAAGAAUUGUUCUUGCUACUGGAUCCGAAUUUGUCUAUGUGCUUCCAAAACGGACAAAUCAAGAAAAAAAAGUAGCUAGACUUUUAACUGGUAUAUCAUUUCCACCAGCCGAACGUCAUUUCUCAUCUGCACAAAUACAAAAACAACGAUUAUUUUUCGAUCGUCAUCUAUUGAGUCCUGUUGAUCAAUUACCUUAUGUAGAAACUGAUCUAUAUAAAAUGAAAAUCAUUGCUGUUUUACCUACUGACGAAUCAAUUAUAUUACGAUAUCUUAUUGAAACAUUAUUUAUUAUUCAUGGUGAAACAAAAUUAAAUAUGAUAUGUCCCAUUGGUAUUGAUCCUGAACAACGUUAUGGUCGACCUUAUGAUCAUCAAUGGUAUUAUCAUAUAAAACAUCCAGAACUACCAACGGCACCAUCUAUUCUUUCAUUAAUUCAAACAAUAAAAGAACUUAAUGAACGUCCAUCCAACGAUCCUGAUCCUGAUGAUGAUGAUGACGAUGAUGAUGAUGAUGAUGAUGAUGAUGAUGAUGAUGAUGAU